UCGCUCAAAAGAUCAGCCGAGUGCACGAUCGGCCGGGACCUCCAUCUUCGCGUUCCAUUAUUUGUUCUCAGUCUUGUGUGUGGUACUGUAGUUGUCGUGACGGCUCCACCUCAUGCGUCCUCGCGGUAGCUAGUUUGGUGUCGUCUCGUCGUCGUCGCGCGUGCGGUCAGUGCUGCGUGUGUAUAUAUUUGCCUGGCGUGUCCCUCCUCUUUCUCCUCCACCAUUUCCUCCUUCGUCAUUCUGCACGGACGCUUCAACACGGCGAGAAAAGUCUCGUCCACGAGUCAGUUGCGCGACGCUGACUUUUUGUGUCGAGUAAAAGAACUUGUGGAGGCGAGGGCGGGUCACGCAGGCUUUUCUGAAGGCGAGGCUGUGCUGCCUCCUACACUGCUGCUACUAUCGUGCAAUCGCUUCGUUGUUUUUAUAUGCACCAACCAUGAGCAAGACGUGCGCACGCUGUGAGAAAACGGUCUAUCCGAUAGAGGAACUUAAGUGCCUGGAUAAGAUAUGGCACAAACAAUGCUUCAAAUGCAAGGGCUGCGGAAUGACCCUCAAUAUGCGUACAUACAAAGGUUUCAAUAAAGAGCCAUACUGCGAAGCACACAUACCAAAGGCAAAAGCAACGACAAUGGCGGUGACGCCAGAGCUUACACGCAUUGCCGAAAAUACAAAGAUUCAGAGCAACGUUAAAUAUCACGCCGAGUUCGAGAAAGCCAAGGGAAAGUUUACUCAGGUUGCCGAUGAUCCCGAAACCAUAAGAGUCAAGCAGAACAGUAAAAUAAUUUCUAAUGUCGCCUACCACGGUGAACUUGAGAAGAAGGCCAUGAUGGAACAGAAAAGGACUAUGACCGGUGAAAAUGGCGAACAAAUUGAGUACGUUGAGUACACGGAUGGUACAAUUGCGCCGGCUAGUAGCGUGAACGCUAAUACCAACGUAAAUCCGCCAGCAGUGAGGAAAGCAGUAUCACCUGUUCAACGAACUCCCGGUAGAAUUGCUGACUACGAUCCACUUAACGAGGCAAGGCCGAGUCCUUACUCGUCGAGGCAAGGAGCUACCACUGUUAUUUACACGAGUGACAAGGGUGCCGUGACGAGUCCACCGACGAGGAAAAUCGGCUCGGUAGCCGACAUCGACCCAGUGAAUGAAUAUUACGGUUCGCUGACCCCCGCCACAAAUAACAACCAUGUCCCACAACACCAACCGCCCCCACCGCCCGCGAACGUGGGCCGUGUGUAUCGAGCUAUGUACGACUACGAGGCACAAGAUCACGAUGAGGUGAGUUUUUGCGACGGUGACCUGAUAAUAAAUUGCACGGCCAUCGACGAAGGUUGGAUGACUGGGGUAGUGCAACGUACCGGUCGUCAGGGUAUGUUGCCGGCCAAUUAUGUUGAACCAUUCAUCUUUUGAACGACU
Molecule: messenger RNA, 1414 nt
Organism: Phymastichus coffea
Lineage: Eukaryota; Metazoa; Arthropoda; Insecta; Hymenoptera; Eulophidae
Product: LIM and SH3 domain protein Lasp-like
Cellular component (GO): focal adhesion
Molecular function (GO): actin filament binding
Source: RefSeq, a predicted model, not a curated record